Lagenorhynchus albirostris (white-beaked dolphin) is the source of this 909-nucleotide messenger RNA. It is a transcript of the gene EVA1B, whose product is annotated as eva-1 homolog B. The record is from RefSeq and is a predicted model, not a curated record. The transcript has 3 exons. The coding region runs from base 168 to 647 and encodes 159 amino acids. NCBI's taxonomy places the organism in Eukaryota, Metazoa, Chordata, Mammalia, Artiodactyla, Delphinidae.
CCGCGCUGCCGCGGCCUGGGAUCCGAGCCGGGCGGGCAGGUGACCGGGACCGGACGGGGCGGGAGCGGCCGGGCCCCGGGUGUCUGCGGCCGCCGGACGCGCCGGGGCCGGGCAGCGGGGAAGCGGGGCGCUGACGGCUGACAGGGGAGCUGCUCCCCCAGAGAAGCAUGGAUGCCCCCCGAAGGGACAUGGAGUUGCUCAGCAACAGCCUGGCGGCCUACGCACACAUCCGCGCUAACCCCGAGAGCUUCGGCCUCUACUUCGUGCUGGGUGUCUGCUUUGGCCUGCUGCUCACCCUGUGCCUACUAGUCAUCAGCAUCUCCUGUGCACCCCGCCCGCGGCCCCGAGGGCCCACUCCGCGCCGGGACCCCCGCAGCAGCACCCUGGAGGCCGAGGACGACGACGACGACGACGAUGAGGAUACGGUGACUCGGCCGGGCCCCGAGGUGUCCGCGGAGCCCGACGGGCCCCUGAGCGUCAACGUCUUCACUUCGGCGGAGGAGCUGGAGCGGGCGCAGCGGCUAGAGGAGCGGGAACGGAUCCUGCGGGAGAUCUGGCGCACUGGACAGCCAGACCUGCUGGGCACCGGCACGCUGGGGCCCAGCCCCACGGGCACGGGCACCCUGGGCCGCAUGCACUAUUACUGACCGGCCCCCAGAGCGUACUGGAUAUGCACAGGGGCUUCGAGCUGCCCCAGGACCUUUGGACUGCCCCUGCCCACGGUGCUAUGGAGGCCCCGCCCCCACGGCUCCCCUGGUGCUGUUGGGCCUGGAUUCCCGUCCCCUGGGAGACACCCUUCCCCCGUCCAGCCAGAAGGCCCUGGGGGUAGGGCAGGACGCAGGGUCCCCAUCCCCUCUCUGGGGGACGGUUAAGAGGUGACGUGACCAAUGAAAGCUGCAUUCUCAGUGA